Hemicordylus capensis (graceful crag lizard) is the source of this 2267-nucleotide messenger RNA. RefSeq names its product sorting nexin 11 (gene SNX11). The record is from RefSeq and is a predicted model, not a curated record. Gene Ontology annotation, biological process: intracellular protein transport. The coding region runs from base 282 to 1034 and encodes 250 amino acids. Gene Ontology annotation, molecular function: phosphatidylinositol binding. The transcript has 7 exons. NCBI's taxonomy places the organism in Eukaryota, Metazoa, Chordata, Lepidosauria, Squamata, Cordylidae.
CUUUGAGUCCUCCUUUCGCCCGCAGCUUUCUGGGACCGGAAAUUAUUGGGUUACCCUCCCUCUCCUUCACCUCACCAUUCACUUUCACACUAAGAAAACUACAACUCCCAGAAUCGCUUGGUGGUAAAGAACGGGCACUCUCAAAGCGUUUUGCCUCCUGGGAGUUGUAGUCUCGUGACACAAUAGAAACUGGUUUUGUUUUGAUUUCGAAUUUAUCUGAAGUGGACUGGCACAUACUUUAAUACACCCAAAGAUGCUUCCUGCUGGUCUGUGGAAGUAGGAUGUUAGAACAGCAAGAACCAGAGGAGCUGACUACUGUGCGUGUCCAAGAUCCUCGUGUACAGAACGAGGGCUCCUGGAACUCUUAUGUGGACUACAAAAUAUUUCUCCAUACCAACAGCAAAGCCUUCACAGCCAAGACCUCCUGUGUGCGCAGACGGUACCGUGAGUUUGUGUGGCUGAAGAAACGGCUACAGAAAAAUGCUGGCUUGGUGCCCGUCCCUGAGCUUCCUGGAAAAUCCACCUUCUUUGCAGGCAGCACUGAUGAAUUCAUUGAGAAGCGGAGACGAGGACUUCAGCAGUUCCUUGAACAGGUGGUACAGAACGUUGUUCUCCUUUCAGAUAGCCAACUGCACCUUUUCCUCCAGAGCCAGCUCUCCAUACCAGAGAUUGAAGCGUGUGUCCAGGGGCAGGGCCCCCUGAGCGUCACGGAUGCCAUUCUGCGCUACGCCAUGUCUAAUUGCGGAUGGGUGCAGGAGGAGGACAGCCGUUCAGCUCUGCUGGCCAGAGGGGACCUUGGUGUCAGCUUUGGCGGAGGAAGCCAUCUUGCAGAAACCUGCUUGGAGCCCCUCCCUCACUGGAGUGAUGUCAGCAUAGACGGUAGCCAGUUGGAUAGUCCAGAUUCAGAGGAAGAGGAGCACCACCCAGCUGGGCUUCUGCAGCUUGACUCCUCAGCACCAACAGACCAUGUCGAGGAACAGCGAGAGCAAGAAGGAAGAGGGUCCAUUCAGGGUGGACUUGGAGCUCCACGUUGACCUCUGGCCCUUUCCCAGAAACUGCAUUGCCAGUCAAAACUCCAGAGUACCACCCCUGUGAUGUAACCAGGGCCCUUAGAAUGAACAAUCAGCCUGGACCAGUGGGAAUGCUGACACAGCCAAAGCUAACAACUGAUGCCUAGGUAUCCUGGGAUAGCUCUCAGUGAUAUCGGAACACUCUGGUGUUUGUGGCCUGACCCUCCCUUGUAAAAGAGCUGGCUUGAGGCAAGGGGCUGUCACUUAAGCAUUACUUCUGCUCAUCGUUGUAGGUUUGGCAUAUGAUUCUGCUAGGCGGGAAAGGCUCUGUGUGGUUUUUGUGUUGGCUGAAUUCCUUCCCCUGUACCCAUAGCUGGUCAUGCUGCUUUCUGUAACCUUGUAGGCAUGUCAAAAACAGCUUGCCUGGGGUUGGACUGCCCUUUGUUAGACAGAGCCAAAGAGCCCACUUGCUGGCCAUGCAUGCCAUGCCCACAUCUGGGAUCCCCUGUUGAAGCUGCACACAGCUGGGAUGAGGGGCUGGGCACCCUCCUGAGCUCAUUAGUGCCGCAGUCGAUUCGUCUAGAGGCGAAUGAAGAGGGGCAUGUGAAGUCUGGAGAGGGGGAAAUGGUUCUGCAACCUUCUUGUGUGCUUGAUCUGUGUCUUGGGCAGGGCUCUUUCCUGCUGUAUUUCUUCAACUUGACACAGCAUACAACUUGAAAUUGGGGAGGGGGGGAAGAAGGGUCAGUGAAACCCUUUGUAUGCUGCAGAAGUAGAAUGCCUCUCUGCACAUACUCUCUCUCCCCCAUUCUGUAUCAUUGUUGGUGUACUUGAUGUUCUGACUGUAUUGUCACUCCAUGUAGGCAGCCGAAGCAAUUCUCUGGAUUCAAAUCCAAUAACUUGUAAUCUCCUGACUUACUUAUUGCUUUUCUAGGGAGGGAGAAAAUGUACAGCUGAAAACAAUGGACUGAAGGGUUUAGAUGAUGCAUUCUCCUGUCUCUUCCCUCUCUCCCCCCUGACCUGCAAGUUUAGUAUACGUUAAAAAGAAGUGCUUCCAAGGAUACCUCAACAUUUCCCCCCACCUUUUUGAUGAAAAGGAAGCAAGUUUCUAGUCCUCUGUGUUAGGGGAAAAACUCUGUCAGAGCAACUUUGUGGGCUACUUAAAAUGACAGUGAAGCUCCAAUUAAGAGCACAACAUUUUUAUAUCCUUCCCUCCCCCCACCCCCGUCUCAAUAAAUGGACAUGUAAGUAGAACUGCUA